Molecule: messenger RNA, 667 nt
Organism: Ectocarpus sp. CCAP 1310/34
Lineage: Eukaryota; Phaeophyceae; Ectocarpales; Ectocarpaceae
Source: the annotation of a GenBank genome assembly
AUGAAGGCAAUGCACCACACGCGGAGCACCGGGGGUUUGGUGUGCGGGACCAGCCCCCCCUGCUUGGCUACGGGCCCGCCCAGGACGUUGGCCGCCGACGCCGGCACCACCACCUCUACCACCGCUCAGAGAUUGGCUAUCGCCCCGCCCAGGACGAUGACCGCCGACACCGGCAUCACUACCUCUACCACCGCUCAGAGUGCGCGCAGGUCUGCCACCUCCUCUGCCGCCGUUGGCGUUACGGGCACCUACUCCCGUUCCUGGUGAGGGUUGCACUUCGCCCCAAACAGGAACUCGGCCGCCGACACCACCCCUCCCGCGGCCGCUCACCGCAGCAGCGGGACCAGCCCCCCCUGCUUGGCUACCGCCCCACCCAAGAACAACGUGACCGCCGACGCUGACGCCGACACCACUGCCUCUACCACCGCUCAGAGCGCUCAUAGCAGACUCACUUUCUUGGAUACCACUCCCCCCUUGACCUGGACCCGAAGCUGCGCAAGAUAGAGCAGCAGAGCAGAUAGCGUGUCCUGUUGCAUGAGUCCCACACCGCUCGCUGUUGUUCUUGGAGCAGGCAGAGGAGGUGCUGAUGCUUCCCUGGAUCCUGGCUGCUGUACUAAACUGGCAAUGCUAGACAGUUCAGUGCUACGGUGGUUGACCAUCCCUCCUU